AUGGCUAUGAAUUUGUUAGACGACGACGAUUUAUCAUCAGUGAUAAUGGAUACACCACCCGGAUGGGGAAAGAGGGAAGAUCAGGAUUUUGAUGCAGAAGAGAGAUUAUCUCCCACACCAACAAAACCAAAGCGUCUUUCCAUCGCGGCACAUUCAGUCGAAUCUAAUCAUUCAGAUAACGGCCUUUCGGAGUCAGAUCUUUCGAGUGUGAUAGACGACAAACCAGCACCUCGUAAGCGGAGGAAAAAUACACAAAGUGGUAAAGAAAAAGUUGCACAUGAGGAUGACAAAGAUGAUACGACGAUUAAAAAUUUAAAGAGUUAUGUUUUGAAAUGUGGCGUACGCAAAGUAUGGUCUCGCGAACUCAAAAAUUUAUCAAAGAAACAACAAGUCUCCCACCUCAAAUCUAUAUUAAACGAACUUGGUGUACAUGGUCGCCCCACUGUCGAAAAGUGUCUCCAGGUGCGGAGAACGCGUGAACUCCAAGCGGAGCUAAACUCGAUGGAUGUGACGAAUAUUAUUCAUGACGAUGAGAAACAGGGAAGGCGAACACGCGCUUCGAGAGGGUUGUUUAAUAAUCCUGAAAAACAGGGAAGCAAUGGAGAUAAGGACACUGAUGAGUCACAAAAGACAUUACCUGUCACAGGACAUAAACGAGUGUACAGCAAAAGCGUUCUCAAACCUGCCUGUUUGGGCAACAUCUCAAAAUCACCAAAAAUUUAUUCGAUUCAAACUGAUUUUUCACAAAUGACAUCAAUACGAUUCCACGGGUUGCAUAUUGCAACACACACGGAUAACAUGACAGAUUUCAAAGUGCCUAGGCCAAGGUUCUUUACCACUGCUAGGAAAGGCGAGAACUACGAGCUUCAAGCCGAUCUCAACAGUGAGUAUCGCGACAAACGAAAAGAUGCCAUAAAGAAAGUCAUCGCCAACAUGACGGUCGGAAAAGACGUCUCGGGACUGUUCUCUGAUGUUUUAAAAAAUAUGCAGACAGAAGAUCUCGAACAGAAAAAAUUGGUCUACUUAUAUUUAAUGAAUUAUGCAAAGUCGCAACCGAAUUUGGUGAUUUUGGCCGUCAAUACGUUUGUCAAGGAUACCGAUGACAGUAAUCCAUUGAUCCGUGCAUUGGCUAUUCGCACUAUGGGCUGUCUUCGUGUGGAACAAGUUGUUGAUUACCUUUGUGAGCCAUUGAGAAAGUGUAUGAGGGAUGAGAAUCCCUAUGUGAGAAAAACAGCCGCCAUAUGUGUAGCAAAGUUGUAUGACCUUAAUCCUGAGCUAGCUGUCGAGAAUGGAUUUGUUGCCUUGCUACAAGAAAUGAUGUCCGACUCAAAUUCAAUGGUUGUUGCCAAUGCAGUAACGGCACUAGCGGAAAUCGACGAAGUCUCUCCUGACAAUAAAGUUUUUGUAAUUAAUGGCUCAACACUUAGCAAACUCCUUAUUGCGUUGAACGAGUGUACAGAAUGGGGACGCAUAGCAAUACUCGAGGCGUUAGCAGAGUAUAAACCAAUUGAUGCAAAGGAAGCUGAGCAUAUUAUCGAGAGGGUUAGUCCACAAUUUCAGCAUGCUAACGGAAGCGUAGUCUUGGCUGCUAUUAAGGUUGUAGUGAUUUUAAUGCGCUACAUUAAAAAUGAAGAACUUGAAAAAUCUCUGGUCAAACGCAUGGCCCCACCCCUUGUAACACUUCUUUCCUCAGCACCUGAAGUCCAAUAUGUAGCAUUACGCAAUAUUAAUUUGAUUUUACAGAAACGCAAAGAUAUCCUACAAAACGAGAUGCGAGUAUUUUUCUGUAAAUACAACGAUCCACCGUACGUGAAAUUGGAGAAGCUAGAUAUUUUGAUAAAGCUUGCAAACAACAAGAACGUGGAUCAGUUGUUAUCAGAAUUGAAAGAAUAUGCAUCGGAAGUAGACGUUGAUUUUGUGAGAAAGUCUGUUCGUGCUAUUGGACAGUGUGCUGUUAAAAUCGACGAGACAUCGGAAAGGUGCAUCAACGUAUUGCUUGAUCUCAUUAAUACAAAAGUCAAUUAUGUUGUCCAAGAGGCUAUCAUUGUGAUAAAGGACAUAUUCCGUAAAUACCCACACAAAUAUACCACGAUUCUACCAACACUUUGUAAAAACCUCGAAGUACUCGACGAACCUGAAGCGAAAGCAUCCCUAAUCUGGAUUAUUGGUGAAUAUGCCGAAAGCAUUUCUAAUGCAUCGGAACUUAUCUUAAGCUUCCUCGAUACAUUCCGGGAGGAGAACUUGCAAGUACAGUUGCAACUAGUGGCAUCAUGUGUAAAACUGUUUUUGAAAAAGCCGACGAAGGAGAACGAAGGAAUCGUAUAUAGAGUUUUGAAAGUUGCAGCGCAAGAGUGCGAUAAUCCAGAUUUGAGAGACAGGGCGUAUAUUUAUUGGAGGUUGUUAUCGACCGAUCCACAAGCUGCCAAGGCGGUAGUCUUGUCUGAUAAACCAGUAAUAUCGAUAUCAAACAGUACAUUGUCAGAGCAGCUUUUGGAACAGCUACUCAAUGAUGUUGGUUCGCUAGCAAGCGUAUACCAUAAACCUCCUGAGACAUUCCUUGGACGAGGAAGGUUUGGUGCCGAUGCCAUCCAGCGAAAAGCCAUAGAGGAACAAGAAGAAUCGAUAAGAGAAACCCCAUUACAGAUACAAACGAAAACCAACGUUGAAAAUCUUUUGGAUAUUGAUUUUUCCAGUCCGGCCACGCCCACAUCAUCUUCCGCCAUUCCAGCUUCUACUGCGCCACCUAGUGUAUCUAGUACAGCAGCAACUUCAGCUGGACCUAUUGACGAUUUAUUGGAUUUGUUUAGUGGGACAUCUAUGGAUAGUAGUAGUAAUGGCGCUGGUACGACACAAGGACAGAAUGGGACACGAGGGAAUGGAAUGAGUAAUGACGAUAUCCUUGGUUUAUUUUAG
This is a messenger RNA of Paraglomus brasilianum, 2913 nucleotides long. NCBI's taxonomy places the organism in Eukaryota, Fungi, Glomeromycota, Glomeromycetes, Paraglomerales, Paraglomeraceae. The record is from the annotation of a GenBank genome assembly.